AUGGCUUUUCACACGGACCUGAGAGCAUUCAGCGGCUCUCUGCGACAUUCCUCCCGACCUGCCCGGUUCCCCUCCAGGCCCGAGCCCCCAGAUGUCCCUCCGCCCACGCAGUGGGUCAGUGCAGACGGUCAACACGGCGCUAAGCAAACGGCCCACAGAACUCUGCUCAGAGCUCAGAGGAGGCAGCUCCACCGGCUCACCAUGUUUAGAACGUCUCUGUUUAAGCAAUGCCUCACCCACACAGGACGAGAGGAGAAGGCAGGGGUCUGUUUGGAGGAGUGGACAGCGGCCGCGGGGGAGAAGGGAGCGCGAUUCUGGGUGUUGACCUCUGCGAGCCGAAUCACCACCUCCUCGGUGUCCGUGGCGGAGGACUACUAUAAAAACAAACCAGCCCAAGUUUUAAAGGGCAGAGUUGUAAAAACUCCCAGGCAGUGGGGAGUAGGCUCAGAAAUCUACGGGUCGGAUCCGCUAUCCCCCACAGACGCGAAACCGCCUGGACCCGCUGCCAGAAUCGGCAACGACGUUAUUUCCCGUCUCUUUCGUCCUGUCCCCCCCCCGGAUCUCUGCUUGGAGGGUUUGGCUAUCUGGACGACGGCGACUGACUGUGGAAGGAAAGCCACCGGAGCAGCUAUGCAGCUGGAAAUUCAAGUAGCUCUCAACUUUAUCAUUUCGUAUUUAUACAACAAGCUCCCCAGACGACGCGUGAACAUCUUUGGCGAAGAGCUCGAGAGGCAGCUGAAGAAGAAAUACGAGGGCCACUGGUAUCCGGACAAGCCCUACAAAGGGUCAGGGUACAGGUGCAUCCAUGUAGGGGAGAAGGUGGACCCUGUGGUGGAGCAGGCGGCCAAAGAGAGCGGGCUGGACAUCGAGGACGUCCGGAAUAACCUCCCUCAGGACCUUAGCGUGUGGAUUGACCCGUUUGAGGUUUCCUACCAGAUCGGGGAGAAGGGACCGGUCAAGGUGCUCUAUGUGGAUGAUAACAAUGAAAACGGCUCGGAGCUGGACAAGGAGAUCAAGAACAGCUUUAACCCGGAGGCCCAGGUCUUCAUGCCCAUCAGCGACCCGGUGGGGGCCUCGUCCGAGUCCAGCUCCCCCUCGCCCCCCUUCGGCCAGUCGGCGGCCGUCAGCCCGUCCUUCAUGCCCCGCUCCACGCAGCCGCUGACCUUCACCACCGCCACCUUCGCCGCCACCAAGUUCGGCUCCACCAAGAUGAAGAGCAGUAGCCGUGGCAACAACAACAACAACAAUGGCGGCGGAAACAACAACAACAAUGGCGGCGCCAACGGAGGCAAGGCGGCGCGCACCUCCCCCACCACCAACCUGGGCCUGAAUGUCAACACGCUGCUCAAGCAGAAAGCCAUGUCCGGCUCGGUCCACUCGCUGUACGGGCUGGGCCUGAACCAGGGCCAGGGUCUGGGUCUGAACCAGGGCCUGGGUCUGAGCCAGGGUCUGAACCAGGGUCUGGGUCUGAACCAGGGCCUGGGCCAGCAGAAGCCCUCUGCCCUGUCCCCCAACGCCAAGGAGUUUGUGUUCCCCAGCCUGCAGGGCCAGGCCAGCCCCGGGGGGGCCGGCUUCCCCGGGGAGGGCUCCCUGGGCCUGGGCCCCCUGCAGUACAACAAUGCCUUCGACGUGUUGGCGGCCUACGGCAGCCUGAACGACAAGUCCCUGAUGGACGGGCUGGGCUUCAGCCUGGGCAACAUGCAGUAUUCCAACCAGCAAUUCCAGCCCGUCAUGGCUAACUGA
Menidia menidia (Atlantic silverside) is the source of this 1743-nucleotide messenger RNA. Lineage: Eukaryota; Metazoa; Chordata; Actinopteri; Atheriniformes; Atherinopsidae. The record is from the annotation of a GenBank genome assembly.